UACAUGUGAUUGUGAUCCGUAUCACCGCCAUUGCACCUCGGGUUCUGCCUGUUUGCCCAUAGCCCGUAUGCUCUUCUCCACACACUUCCUCUCUUUCUGGAAUCAGAAUUAUCCUCAAGAAUCCUCCAUCUAAUUCUUCUAACCUUUCUUUUUUUUUUUACUUCUUUUCUCUCUCUCUCUCUCUCUCUCUCUCUCUCUCUUUUUUUUUCCCCGUGUGUAGAUAACAGCAGCAUCUGUAUAUAUUGAUUUUCGUACUUGGAGUCCAUAGUUUUUUCUUUGUUGUUACGUUUUCUGUUGUGUAGAGUAAAGCAAGAUCACCAUGUCUGCAGCUGUUGUAAUCUUGGAUCAAGAACUAGAUAAGGGUGUUCAAGAUCUCCAAGUCCAAGAUCAGAAGCAGAUUCGCCCAGUCGGCUGUGGAACUAGCAGUACUAACAGCAUUCAUGACUGCGCUAUUUGCCUAGAUCAGAUAGAGCUUCAUGAAUCUGCUACUAUUAAAGGUUGCGAGCACGCCUACUGUGUGACAUGCAUCUUGCGCUGGGCUUCAUACAAACAAAAACCGACGUGCCCUCAGUGUAAAACUCCGUUUGAGUUCCUCAAUAUUCAUCGCUCGCUUGAUGGAAGAGUUUAUGAUUAUACGUUUGAGGAGAGCGUAUGCCUUCUUCUGCGAGCUUCAUGGUUUAAGCCCAUGGUUGUGGUGGAACGGGAGGAGGUGGAUGAAGAUCUGUAUGACUUUUAUUAUGAGGAUGAAGAGGAAGAUCUGGAGGAGGUUUACUUGGGUAGCUCCUCAGGUAUACGCAUCGGAAACCGAAGAUGGGGAGACAAUGGAUAUGUUAGGGCAGGAAGGCAAGAAGCGAGACCGGUUUGUCGCCAGCACCUCCAAGAUUCAGGUGCCGGUCCAUCUCGCCAGCCUAAAAAGAAAGAGGGUGCAGUGAAAGAAACAGUUGGCCGACGUGCAAAACGGACUUUGAAACGUGAAGCUGCUGAUAAGGCUGCUGCAGUGAAGCACCAGCAGCAUUUGGCAAGGUUGGGACGCACGUAGGCCUGAUUGCAUGAGGGAGAAACUCUCCCGACUAUGGUUCCUGGCGCUUUGUACAGUAUUCAGUGCCU
Messenger RNA from Sesamum indicum (sesame), 1107 nucleotides. RefSeq lists its product as uncharacterized. The record is from RefSeq and is a predicted model, not a curated record. NCBI's taxonomy places the organism in Eukaryota, Viridiplantae, Streptophyta, Magnoliopsida, Lamiales, Pedaliaceae.